AUGACCAACACGGCAUGCGUCGCGUAUAACGAAAUCGUCUCAUGGAUUCUGAAUAAGGCGAAGGAUAAGUACGGUAUCAAAGAUGGCGUUUUCACCAUAGGCCUCACUCCACCAAUUGGGGACUUGAGAGGUUCCUUACCGUGGCAAAGAGAGAAAGCGAUUUUGCUGCGGAAAGUGACAUCUAAAAUGAUUGCUGAUAAAAUCAUCAUGCCGGCGGCGGCGGCGCAAGAUCUCACUCAUGGAAAAUCACUGUCCUUCCAAUGCCACCCUGAAUUUGUUUUCACAAGCACUAGUGUGGCCCAGCUUAAAAAUCACGACUGGACUACCACGUUCUUCAAACUCUGUGAUGAUAAUCUAUGGGUCAGGGGAAAGAUGAAGAGCAUUGAAGAGUUCCUGGAUACAAUGUCUGCUGAGCUUGCGUCUUCGAAGCACAGUAAGACUUUGGCAUCAUACGUCGCAAAAAUGACUCUUCCUUUUCAAAACGAGCCUGCACUCCAAGGAUAUCAAGGAUAUGACAUGCCCCAAACCAGAACGAGUCUGACAACCAAAAGAAAGCGAGUAGAUAUGGAAGGGGGCAACAUGGCGGCUUUACCUCGAAAAGUUGAUAUGGGAUUAACACCAAAACCGCGGAAAACAAUAGAUCUCAGCGCGGGAGAGACUUCGGAAGGUGUCCGCAAGUCAUCAACUCUAACGUCAGAGCCUCCGCGGUCGCUGCUUGCGAGAUUCGAAGCGCAAGAUCGGAAGCUUCAGGAUUUGACGACACAGGUUUCAGAGGGCUUGCUGGCCAACAAAUCUCUUAUGCAACAGGUCAGAGAUCAAGAGGCUACGAUCCUUCAGCUCAAAUCCGCUGUUGAAAGGUCGAAAGAAGGGGAGGAAGACGUUCAAGAACGAUUGCAGGCUCGCGUUGCACGUUUGGAGCAAAGCAUAGUGGACUAUGGAAAAUGGAACGAGGAAUGGCAAGCCAUCUAA
Molecule: messenger RNA, 969 nt
Organism: Mollisia scopiformis
Lineage: Eukaryota; Fungi; Ascomycota; Leotiomycetes; Helotiales; Mollisiaceae
Exons: 2
Coding region: 1-969 (322 amino acids)
Source: RefSeq, a predicted model, not a curated record